This is a messenger RNA of Helianthus annuus (common sunflower), 2307 nucleotides long. Its product is annotated as ubiquitin-like-specific protease ESD4. The coding region runs from base 1627 to 2115 and encodes 162 amino acids. Gene Ontology annotation, biological process: protein desumoylation. NCBI's taxonomy places the organism in Eukaryota, Viridiplantae, Streptophyta, Magnoliopsida, Asterales, Asteraceae. Gene Ontology annotation, molecular function: deSUMOylase activity. Gene Ontology annotation, cellular component: nucleus. The record is from RefSeq and is a predicted model, not a curated record. The transcript has 9 exons.
AUUAGUCAACAUAUAAUUCAAAAAUUUUUAUUAGAUCCUAAAAUUUUCAUUCCCGCCCCCAAAUCCCUCCAUGAAUUUCAUCUUCUAUAUUUAGUUAUACUUAAUCUUAUCCAUAUCCCCUCUACUUCAAGUUUCUCACACUUAGAGACAAUGUCGCCAUAAACUCAUUUUAGCAAAAGAAACCUUCGAUUUGAAAAACUCUAAGGUCUGGUGUCCAAUUCACUUGUUGGGCGCAGCAGCAACUUUGUCUACAGUUUGACAUUUGUGCGUCCUCUUUAUUUCCAAAUGUUGUUGAACCUUACAUUUGAAGUGGCGCAAAUGGACAUAGAACAAGAACAAAGUUUGUGACUUGCUUCCCACGACAAUUGGUAGGGCUACGGCUUAUACUUCACUGCGGUAUUAUAUAUGGGAGCGAGAACAUUUUACUGCCUCACAUUAGGGAGUCCAGAUCCAAAUUUCUCCCAACUAGAGAUGAAUAAGCUACUGCGAGCGCAAGGUCAGCAUGAAAUGGCAAUUAAUUUUGCAAAACAUAUAUAUGAAAGUUACAAGCUUAAUGGGGAAGCAGCUGACGUAUAUUCUGUAGUUGUGAAGUGGCUUGCUGAAACACCUUCUAGCAAGUUAGUUAUAGAAUGGUGAAAGAAGAAACCUGGAAUGGUUUUGUUGCAGAUAUGUUAUUAUUUGUUCAUUAUUACACAGGACCUGUGAAAUUAGGGCAUAGGAGAACAAAACCAAAGUAACUAGAUGUUGGUACAAAGUUAAAGAUUUAUUUAGAACACAAAAGUGGCUUUUUAUAGUUUUUUCGUUAUUUGUCACUAUCUUUCUUGGUUACAGUAUUGGGUCGUCGUGUGUUGUAUUUACCUUGAAGUUAUUAUAGAAUAUAGAAACGGCUUCUUUACAGGCUUUUCUUUGUUUGUCAUUAGACCGCAGGGAGUGGUGGCGUUGUUUGGGCGGGGGAACCCAGCCAACGCUGGCUAAGCCACUCCGGGCCAGCGUUGGUGUCGGCGUUGCCCUUUUGGCGUCGCUGUGGAGCCUGGUGCGGGGCGGGUGGUGGGGUGAUGUGGCUAGCCAUGAUUGGACCUUCAUUUUUCUGUGGUUCAUAUGCAUGUAGGUAUCUCAUAGACCAUGACAAAAAUAAGGCACAAGAAUUGAGACAGGUUAAAUUCAGUCUUUAUUUUCAUUUGUCUUGUGUUUUAAUUAUCGGUCAUUUUUCAACUUCUGCUUCAAUAAGUGGUGUUAUCUGCAAUAAUGUUCCUCAGAAUUGUGAAAGCUUAGGCACAUUGGCAUUUAAGAUUAGACUUGAAACAUUUAUUAAUACAUUGAUGCUUUUUAUUAAAAAUAGGUUGUUAACUAAUUUUGUGUUAUGUUUUUAUAGGUUAUAGCUGCUAUAGUAGCCAGUGGCUGAGAAUGCUCUUUUGAUGGUGUAAAUUUCUGUUCUUUUGUUAUAAUAUUAAGUUUUGUUAACUUUUCUAUUAUUAUUUCUUAUGAUUAAUUAGUGUCAAAUAUGACGCAAAAAGUAAUGUAUUUUAGCAAUAAUCUAAUGUUUUGAGUGAAAUGAUUUAAGAGGCUUUAUGCACCUUGUUCAUAGCGUUGGGCGUGGUAACCAGGUCGUAGGAGGUUCGGGUCUUAAUGAGUUCCAACCAGAGGUCAAAACGGGUUGGUUUAAAAAAGGGGUCGUUUGGUUUGGGUCGUACGAGGUUAUGGUCUCAGUUUGUUGUUAUUCUUGAUAACAGGUACGAAAUUGAGCAACACAUCGAGGAUGCACGUAGAGCGGUUGCAGAUCGAUUGUAUGAAAGAACGGGCAAUGAUAUCAUCCUAUUGCCCUACAAUCCCGGAAACCAUUGGGUGUUGGCAGUACUAAAUCUGAAAACAACUACUUGCUAUUAUCUUGAUUCCUUACGGCCUAGAAGUGUUGAUGAGCAGUUGAGGCAAAUUAUUGAUAUGGCAAUGGCCGUGUAUGCUUCAGAAAGUGGUGCCAACAUAAGGGUUAAACUCAUAUGGAUUAACGCUAGGUGUCCACGUCAGCCAGGAGGUACUGAAUGCGGCUACUAUGUGAUGAAGUUCAUGAAGGAGAUAGCUUACGAAGGGGUUGAAAUACUUGACAAUGAUAAUGAGUAGAAGAAUACUCGGCUGCGGAUAUGGAUGGCAAUCGUGAAGAUUGGUCGACUUAUGCGGUUAACUCUAUUUUUAAGUUAUAAAUCGUAUUUUAGGUGUUGAUAAUGUAAUGACAAACAAUUCUUUUUUUGUUAACGUUAAAAUAUUUGUAGUAUACUUGACAAAUGAUUAUGUAAUGGAUUGUUUUGGUAUAUA